Didymodactylos carnosus is the source of this 855-nucleotide messenger RNA. The record is from the annotation of a GenBank genome assembly. Lineage: Eukaryota; Metazoa; Rotifera; Eurotatoria; Philodinida; Philodinidae.
AUGCGUAUCAAAGGUGUUGUACUCCUUACAUUAGCAUUAUUUUUGGGUCUUGGUGGUCUUGUACUUCAUUUAUUAGCUAUAUUUACAACAAAAUGGAAAAUAACAAAACGUGAUAAAGAUCCACCAUUGGCACCCAUUUCAUAUGGUUUAUGGGAACGUUGUGAAAUGCAAAAUGUAACAUUUCAAAAACAAGGUUUACCAAUUAAUCAACGUGCAACAUAUGUUUGUUUGCCAAAUCGUUAUUUACGAUAUUCUGCUGAUCAUAAUAAUGAAUGUUUUCAUCGACGACGUGAAUGUGGUCUAUAUUCAUCUCAAACAUUACCUGAUGGAUGUAAAUGUCGAUAUUUACCAUCAACAAAAGGUCUUCAAUGGUUAACGAUUCUAGCAGCAAUUGUACUUAUUAUUGGACUGUUAUUAUUGUAUAUGAAAUUGAUUGCUACACCGCAAAAUGAAUCAGCCGCAUUUUUAUUAGGUUUUGCUCCAUUUCUGUUCAUUUUAAUGGCAUUUUUGUUCAUGUUAACAACGUUAAUUCUACUUGGUUCAUAUCUACGGCGUGAUUCAUAUGAAGAAUUUCAAUUUCCUUUGAAUACUAUUGAUAAUAAUUCGACGAAUACUCAAAAUCGAUUGUCAUUUAAUUUACAUGGAUUAAAGAAUUAUAUACGCCGACAUAAUGAUCAAUUCACUCGUGAAAGAGCUCGUCUUGCUAAUGCUGAAUUGCUUAGUACAAUUAAUGAUACGUAUCAUACUGUCAUCGGAUGGUCAACAGGUUUUGAAAUUAUAGCACUUGUACUGGUAUUUGGUUCAGCUGUUUUAGCAUUUUUAUUAGCAUUGGCAUCCAAGUCUGAAGAGCCUUAA